Messenger RNA from Verticillium alfalfae VaMs.102, 1161 nucleotides. RefSeq lists its product as hypothetical. Gene Ontology annotation, biological process: protein sumoylation; double-strand break repair via homologous recombination. Gene Ontology annotation, cellular component: nucleus; Smc5-Smc6 complex. NCBI's taxonomy places the organism in Eukaryota, Fungi, Ascomycota, Sordariomycetes, Glomerellales, Plectosphaerellaceae. The record is from RefSeq and is a predicted model, not a curated record. The transcript is spliced from 3 exons. Gene Ontology annotation, molecular function: zinc ion binding; SUMO ligase activity. Bases 1 to 1161 code for a protein of 386 amino acids.
AUGUCUGCCACACGCCGCGCCAGGCCUAGGGCACCCUCCGAAGACCCAAACGACCUGCCGCCCUACGAACCCCUCGAACUCACUCUCUCCGACAACGUAGCCCGCUCCCUCAACGCUCUUGCCACUGGACGUGACUCCCGCCGAUAUGAAGAACACAUCCGCAAAGCCACGACCCUGCUGGGCCGCAAUGUCGCCGCCGCAAACGACCGCCUCGCCGAGCGCCAGGGCGACCUGCAAACGACCCUCGCCAAGCGGGCCGCCCGCGGCGCAGAAAAGACGCCCGCCGAUCUCCAUCUCGAGGCCUGGAUCGCCGAGUUCCAAGCCGAGGUUGCCGCGCUGACGACCGAGUCGGAAGCCGCCGUGCGCGACCUCGUCGACCGCAAGGCCGCGGCCCAAGACGAAAAGGACGCCAUCGCCGCGACGGCCGACCACAUCCAGACGCCCACUUUGACGGUGACGAACGAACGGCGCCGAGCCCGACCUGCCCGCCGCCCCGCGGACCCCCAUCCACGACAUCCUACAGGGCGUGCGCGCGGAACAAAGGCGCAGGCCUACGCCGCGCUGCCCGCCGUACGAGCGCUACCCCUUCAACAACGACUACGCCGCCUUCAAAAGGUUCUGGCACGACGCCCACGGCUCGGCGACCAGAACGUGCCGGCUGCCGGAUCCCGGCGCGCUGGUUUCGACCGCGACGCCAAACCCCGUCGCCCUCGGCCCCGGGGCGGUGCGGGGGCGCGGCCGCCGACGGCAACGACGGCGACGGCGGACGGAGAAAGACGAAAGAUCUCAUCAUCGAAAGGCGAGAUCCACAGCUUCAUCUGCCCCGCUGUCGCUUGCAGCCCGCUGACGCAGCCGGUUCAGCAAACAACAAGUGGCAGCCACACGUUCCAGAAGGAGAGCAUCCAGGCGUGGUUUGCCGAGUCGCGGAACCAGGAGAGGACGUGUCCCACGACGGGCUGCAAUGUGCAACUCAAACUCAGGGACUUUUACGGCGACGAUCUCAUCCUUCGGAAAAUCCUGCGCCAGAAGAAGAGGCUGGCAGCAGAGGCUGCUGCCGCUGAGGAGAUAGACGACGAGAGUGAUGAAGACGAAAGCGCCGCGGCGGCGGUCGCAAGCCGUCAAAAGGGAAAGGCGGGGCAGCGACGACGAAAUAGAGGAUGA